Molecule: messenger RNA, 2225 nt
Organism: Saimiri boliviensis boliviensis (Bolivian squirrel monkey)
Lineage: Eukaryota; Metazoa; Chordata; Mammalia; Primates; Cebidae
Gene: MMD2
Product: monocyte to macrophage differentiation associated 2
Cellular component (GO): membrane
Molecular function (GO): pore-forming activity
Source: RefSeq, a predicted model, not a curated record
GAUUUGGCGUCGGCGGCUCCGGACGCCUACAGCUCCGGCUCCGGCUCGGGCUCGGGCUCCGGCUGCGGGUGCCGACCCAGUCCCUCCGGCCCCGCUGCGCGCCCUCCAACCUGCUGCUGCGGCCGCCGCGUCCCCCAGGCUCUGAGAGGCGCCCGCGCUCUGAGCCCCGGGCGGGAUUCCCAUGGAAGCGCCGCGAUGUUCGCCCCCCGGCUGCUGGAUUUCCAGAAGACGAAAUACGCGAGGUUCAUGAACCACCGAGUCCCUGCCCACAAGAGGUACCAGCCCACAGAGUAUGAACACGCAGCCAACUGUGCCACCCAUGCUUUCUGGAUCAUCCCCAGCAUCCUGGGCAGCUCCAACCUCUACUUCUUGUCGGACGACGACUGGGAGACCAUCUCCGCCUGGAUCUACGGCUUCGGCCUCUGCGGGCUCUUCGUGGUGUCCACCGUGUUCCACACCAUCUCCUGGAAGAAGAGCCACCUCAGGAUGGUGGAGCACUGUCUGCACAUGUUCGACCGGAUGGUCAUCUAUUUCUUCAUAGCGGCCUCCUACGCACCCUGGCUGAACCUCCGGGAGCUGGGCCCCUGGGCCUCCCACAUGCGCUGGCUGGUCUGGAUUAUGGCUUCUGUGGGCACCAUCUAUGUCUUUUUCUUCCACGAGCGGUACAAGCUUGUGGAGCUUCUCUGCUACGUUGUGAUGGGCUUCUUCCCAGCCCUGGUCAUCCUCUCCAUGCCCAACACCGAGGGAAUCUGGGAACUGAUGACCGGAGGGGUCUUCUACUGCCUGGGCAUGGUCUUCUUCAAGAGUGACGGGAGGAUCCCUUUUGCCCACGCCAUCUGGCAUCUCUUUGUGGCAUUUGGUGCUGGUACCCACUACUAUGCCAUCUGGAGGUACCUCUAUCUGCCCAGCACCCUGCAGACCAAGGUGUCCAAAUGAGGUGACCCAGACUCCAGAGGUCGUUUGGGCUUUAGGAACGGAGUACCACAGGAAGCGUUUCUGCAAAUGUUAACCCAGAGCACAGCACCAAGGCCUGUCUUCCCUUCAUUGGGUAGAGUUCUUGAUGGGUCUCAGGUGACUUUUGGUGACAGCCAGAUCGUCCCUUGAGUCCCCAGCGAGAAAGAAAGCAUUUAGCCAUUCUUACAGAGAAGAAAUUAACCGUGUAAUGUGUUUCUAUUUUAGAUGAGUGUUUCCUAAUACAAGCAACAUUAACAUCUUUAGGAAAGGAAGCAGGCAUGGCCUGGAAAAUUGGGGAAUGGCGAGCCAAUCUGUUUCUUAAGGUCCUGAGGAAUCUGGCAAGGAGUCCUGUGGGUUGUGUAUACCUAGUGGCCAGAGCCUCCCUCUCUGCUGCCAAAGUCCAGACUGGGGAAUUGUCUCCGGUUCAGGGAAAGGGGACAGUCCAGCUUGUAGAUGAGGGAUGGGGAAUGGCUGUGACCAUGGCAGACAUCACCAAUCAAGUGCAGCACAUGGGUGAUGUCAGAAUUCUUCCCAGCACAGUGUUCUGGGCAGCCAGUACCAAUCAAUUUGGCACUCACUAUGGAACCUCUUUGCCCUUCCUGUCUGGUAUGCUGUAAAUGGGAUCGCGGCCAGAGUAGCUGAAAAUCUCCGUGUGGAGAGUUGCAUGCCUAUCUCCUCAUCUCCUCCUCCCUUUUGGGAAGCUCCUGGAGUAGGCAGUUUGGGGGCAGUAGAGGGAAACUGAGGCACACACCCAUGCAGCCCCUGACGUUCUGUUCCACUGUAGUGGGUUCUCAGUAUAGUUGGGGAUGAGGAUGCUGUUACUUGGCCAUUUCUUCCCAUCUCCCCAAAUCCAGAGACCUUCCAAGAGCCAGUCAUUCAUAAUAUGGGCAAAUAUGGGGCACUUGCUCCCUGCUCCAUACUUAAGGUUGGUGAUGCCAACAUUUGGAUUCUCUCUUGGUGCCAAGCAGUGGCUGUUAGAGGUGACUCAAGUGCACUCCAGAGGGAAGGCACACGGAUCUGGGGAGACUGUUCCGGGUCCCCUCAACCUCCAAAGUGCCCAGUAGCCCAACAACAAGGCUUCCAAGGGUCUGUUAUUUAGUCCCUGUCAGGGUGGGGCCAGCCUCUCUGUCCAAUGCUGGCUGGAUGUUUACUGGGGAGGUGAGUAGCAGGCCCAGCUCCGAGACCUGAAUUGGAAUCUCAGAUUCUCUGGAUAAAGAAUUUGUCUCCGCCGGGCAAGGUGACUCACAUCUGUAAUUCCAGCACUUUGGGAG